Molecule: messenger RNA, 1224 nt
Organism: Syngnathoides biaculeatus (alligator pipefish)
Lineage: Eukaryota; Metazoa; Chordata; Actinopteri; Syngnathiformes; Syngnathidae
Gene: mrps22
Product: mitochondrial ribosomal protein S22
Exons: 8
Coding region: 34-1056 (340 amino acids)
Cellular component (GO): mitochondrial small ribosomal subunit
Molecular function (GO): structural constituent of ribosome
Source: RefSeq, a predicted model, not a curated record
AGAAGAAAGUACUAUUAAACGAAGAAGAAAAAAAUGGCGGUCCUCGGUACAACACGGUGUUUGUUUCGAGGCUGUUCUUGGCAGCGAAAUGUUAAGAGAAAUAGAAACUUGCUUGAGAAAUGUACCUCCAGGAUUUUUUGCAGUGAUACACAAGACAGUGUGCAAAACCAUGCAAAGCCCCAGUUCACAGAUCGACUUGUGCAAAACAUCCUCACCAGUAUAACGGGCCUGGACCUGGAGAAGGUGUUUCAACCCCUCAAACAGGAACUCAAGCCACCAACGUAUAAACUCAUGACCGAUGAGCAGUUGGAGCAGGCAGUGCAACUAGCCACAGAGAAAGCUAAGCAGCUGCUGCAAAUGCCACCUGUUUUACCUGAGAGGAAGCCCAUUAGUGACAUACUGUCUGUGGACAAGAUUCUGGAUGGAAUGGAAACGGCAAAAUACGUCUUUACAGACAUCACUUAUGAAAUUCCACACAGAGAAAGGUUCAUUGUUGUCAGGGAGACCAAUGGUACUCUCAGAAAAGCCACCUGGGAGGAAAGAGACCGGCUCAUUCAAGUGUACUUCCCAAAGGAGGGGCGCAAACUCACUCCACCUCUUAUCUUCAAUGAGGAGAACCUAAAAAUGGUAUUCUCUGAGGACCGACACAAAGAUGUCUUGGACCUGUGUCUGGUCCAAUUUGAACCUGAUUCAUCACAGUACAUCAAUGUGCAUGCUGCCACAUAUGAGGAUCUGGAGAAACAUGGUAAAUAUGACCUUCUUCGUUCUACCCGGCACUUUGGAGGCAUGGUCUGGUACCUGGUUAACGUUCGCAGGAUUGAUGGCCUCAUUGUGGACAUGCUGAAAAAGGACUUAGUGCAGGAUGCAGUAAGCCUUGUGUCCCUCUUCCACAUGGUCCACCCUCACAGUGAGUCAGCCCAGGAAGCUUUCAGCCUGAAGGCUACAGACACUGACCUUCUCAAGAUCUAUGCCCUGAAGGAAUCCCAGAGGUCAGGCUACAUUGAGUUGGCCUUGCAGGCAUAUGAACAGAGCAUGCCAAACAGUGCUGCUGUCUGAUCGACAGAGAGAUAACUUCAAGCUCAUGGGGAUGCUACAUAGCAUGUCAUUUGAAGGCUUUGCAGUCGCCAUAGAGUAAUAUAAGAAAGAUUGCAUGCCAAUUAUGUUUGAAGUUUGUCUCCUACCUACCUGAGUUUCUACAUACUGUAAUAAAAAUGUCUGUGUAUC